AUGAGAUUAGAUAAUGAUAAAUUACCUUUUGAGACAUCAAAUGAUUUUAAAUUAGCGGAACCUGAUCGAGAUUUAGUAAAUAAAAUUAACUGCUAUUUGAGUUUAGAUGCUGUCAAAGAAAGUAUUACUGCCUUGAUGAGGCAAUACCAAGAAAACUCAUAUGAGAUUGGUUUGAUGAGAAACGCAGAGCAUUCAAUAGAGUUAAAAAACAAUGAAAUUGUGAUGAAGAAGCCUUAUCCUAUACCAGCUCUGCUGUGGGAAAAGGUUAAGGAAGAAUUUCAGAGGUUAUUAAUUAAAAAUAUUAUUAGAAAUCAAACUCGCCAUUUGCAAGUCCUGCAUUUCCACUACAUAAAAAAAUGGUGA
Hepatospora eriocheir is the source of this 363-nucleotide messenger RNA. Lineage: Eukaryota; Fungi; Microsporidia; Hepatosporidae. The record is from the annotation of a GenBank genome assembly.